AUGGCGCCCUGCGAGUCCCCGUCCGCCCUCGCGCUCUCCGCCACCACGUGGGUUAGCAGCAGCCUCCCACUGACGCUGGCGCUGGCGCCGCGGCCGCGGCCGGAGGCGCGUGUGCCGCGCGCGCCCGGCGCCCAGCUCCGCCCGUCGACCGCGUGCUCUUGGGCGCGCCCCUUGCUGCCCGAGCUCGCGGCGGCCGGCGCCCGCGGCACCGGCAGGGCGCAGCCGCUGUUCCGGCCUCGCGCAUUGAUGACGACGUCUCAGAUUGCCAGCUGUGCCUUCACCCUGGGCACGGUCGCCGUCCUCCCCUUCUACACCCUCAUGAUCGUCGCCCCCAACGCCGACAUCACCAAACGCACCGUGGAGAGCAGCGCUCCGUACGUCGCCCUAGGCCUCCUCUACGCCUACCUGCUCUACCUGUCUUGGACCCCCGACACCCUGCUGCUAGCCAUGUUCGCUAGCAGGUACUGGCUCCCUGAGUUGCCGGGCAUCGUCAGGAUGUUGGCGAGCGAGAUGACCGUAGCCUCUGCGUGGAUCCACCUCCUAGCAGUCGACCUCUUCGCGGCAAGGCAGGUGUACCACGACGGCCUCAAGAACAACAUCGAGACCAGGCAUUCGGUCUCGCUGUGCCUGCUCUUCUGCCCGGUUGGGAUCCUGGCUCAUGUGGUGACCAAGGUAUUGGCAGGGGCAGUUGGCCGCUCACAUUGA
Miscanthus lutarioriparius is the source of this 705-nucleotide messenger RNA. Lineage: Eukaryota; Viridiplantae; Streptophyta; Magnoliopsida; Poales; Poaceae. The record is from the annotation of a GenBank genome assembly.